Danaus chrysippus (African queen) is the source of this 1119-nucleotide messenger RNA. Lineage: Eukaryota; Metazoa; Arthropoda; Insecta; Lepidoptera; Nymphalidae. The record is from the annotation of a GenBank genome assembly.
AUGCAGCCGUUCCAGUCCGCAGCCCGCCCCGAGGGCCCCAGGGAGUCUUCCCCCGAGAGGGCGAAGUCCCCCGACACCCCAACAGCACCCGUCCUCAACUUCUCCAUCGCAAGACUCAUGGAGCCCGACAGGAAGAAAUCUGUAUCACCAGAAAUACCACCACCUCCAGGUUUUCUAUCAUACGGAGCUCAUCUCCUGGACUCAGCUUUCAAACAGUACAUACCAGCGGCGAGGAGACAGUUAGUAUCACAUUACCCGCUACUGUAUUAUGGACCUGACCUAGUGUCGCUGACUUACGCCCAUCAACUGCAUAUGCCUCGACCUCCGCCGGUACAAUCUCCUGUGCCGCGACCUCCAAGUCCAAGAGCUCCUGCCGCAGACCACGCGGUCUCUUCAACGACUGGCCCAACACCGUCACCAGCGAAAAAUAAAAGCUUCGCCUGCGGUGACUGCGGAAAAGUCUUCAACGCGCACUACAACCUAACGAGGCAUAUGCCCGUACAUACAGGAGCCAGGCCUUUCGUCUGCAAGAUCUGUGGCAAAGGCUUUCGCCAAGCCUCGACAUUAUGCCGCCACAAAAUUAUACAUACAUCGGAGAAGCCACACAAAUGUCUGACCUGCGGAAAGGCAUUUAACCGUUCCUCUACCCUGAACACCCACGCAAGAAUACACGCCGGUUACAAGCCCUUCGUCUGCGAAUUCUGCGGCAAGGGAUUCCAUCAGAAGGGCAAUUACAAGAAUCAUAGAUUGACGCACAGCGGUGAGAAAGCUUACAAAUGCAAUAUAUGUAACAAAGCCUUCCACCAGAUAUACAACCUGACAUUCCACAUGCACACACACAACGAGCGGAAGCCGUUCACAUGCAGUAUAUGCGCUAAAGGGUUCUGCAGGAAUUUCGAUCUUAAAAAGCACACGAGGAAAUUGCACAUGGGUGCUGGUAGUACUAAUAAUGAUUCUUCUCUGGACACGCAGGACGAGUCGACCCAAGAGGCGACGACUAGUCCAGGGGAAGAAACGACAAGAGCAGCCUUCAGACCCUUCCUAGGAUCAGCCUACCCUAGAAUCCUGGACCCUACACGGAUGACCGCCCCAAAUACAUUCUUCUCCAAACUAUUGUGA